Dictyostelium discoideum AX4 is the source of this 462-nucleotide messenger RNA. RefSeq lists its product as hypothetical. Gene Ontology annotation, molecular function: carbohydrate binding. The transcript has 2 exons. The record is from RefSeq and is a predicted model, not a curated record. The coding region runs from base 1 to 462 and encodes 153 amino acids. Lineage: Eukaryota; Evosea; Eumycetozoa; Dictyosteliales; Dictyosteliaceae.
AUGAAAUUCUUAGCAGUCUUAUGUAUUUUUAUCUUAACAGUUGCUUUUGCUUAUGCAAAUCAUUAUGGUUGUUAUACUAAUAAUCCAUGUGGUGCCGGUAGAAUUUGCUAUACCAUGAAGGGUUCUUGUAAUUGUAUUGAAAUUUCAAAAUGCUUUGAUGUAACAUUAGAAUCUAGUAAAAAAUCAGAAUGGGACUUAAACGGAACUCAUUUUGCUCAAUAUGAUUUCCAAAUUAAAAAUAAUAAUUUAGUUACUGAUAUCUCAAAUCUCUUCAUUGGUGUUAAUCCAAACAUUGGUGCAAAGGAUUAUGUCCAAAUUUGGAAUAUCAGAAGAAUGGAAAAUGGUGAACUUACUCUCCCAACUUACAUUCCAGCAAUUGAAAGAAACACUACCUUUGGUUUUGGUGCAAUUAUUGCAGGUCACAAUGAACCAAACUUAGCAAUCUAUGCAGUUACUUAUUAA